AUGUUUCCAGGUGUUACCAACGUCGCCUGCUCACUACUCGGAGCAUCAAACAAGCCCAAAUCCGCUGCUCAUCUGGAGAAGGACUUGAGCAAAGCUGUGCGCGCUGAAGGGCCUCCAGAUGAAAACCUCUGGUACGGCCAAGAGAACCGGAACAUUACGCACCGAAACCACGGUGCGGAUGUUGCUGAUGGAGUUUUCUUCUGUUACAAAUGCAAUACCGAAAACCGCAUGAUUCACUACCGAGGGGAUCACCCAUUCAAACGCUUGGUAUGCCGUGUAUGUGACCGGGUUUACUCCAAAGGAUGUGCGACCUCAAACAUCCUGCAAGUUGGCGUCACAAAGCCAUCACAGCAACCUAGCCGCGAACUGCGUAUCGGCCAGUUGUGUCCCGAUUGCGGGCUGACGCACCGCGCAGUGACGAGGGACGGCAUGGUAUCAUUUGAUACUACAUGUGUCUGUGGCAACGUGGCGGAUGAGUCUUGGAUCCGCUUCUCCAUAGGAAGUGCCAUGGACCACCGCUGCGACCCCAUUAACUUUCCAACAGAAUUGAACCUCGGUCAUAAGACGAAGGUUAUCGAACAGCAUAACCGCACCAAAAAGCAAAAGCGCGUCGAGCAGCAGAUGCCUAUCGAGAAGACGCGCAUCGUUCCACUCUUCACGGAAAAGGCUGGCAAAGCAACACCGACAGCACCGUUAUGUCGCCAAAAGGUUGUAUACUGCGGCGGCAAGCAGUAUAGGGUAGAAAUGCAUCGAGUCCGAAUACAUUCAUAUCCUGUCCAAGGUUAUGAUGCUUGA
Alternaria atra is the source of this 795-nucleotide messenger RNA. RefSeq lists its product as uncharacterized. The transcript has a single exon. The coding region runs from base 1 to 795 and encodes 264 amino acids. Lineage: Eukaryota; Fungi; Ascomycota; Dothideomycetes; Pleosporales; Pleosporaceae. The record is from RefSeq and is a predicted model, not a curated record.